Molecule: messenger RNA, 495 nt
Organism: Medicago truncatula (barrel medic)
Lineage: Eukaryota; Viridiplantae; Streptophyta; Magnoliopsida; Fabales; Fabaceae
Product: E3 ubiquitin-protein ligase complex slx8-rfp subunit slx8-like
Biological process (GO): ubiquitin-dependent protein catabolic process
Cellular component (GO): SUMO-targeted ubiquitin ligase complex
Molecular function (GO): ubiquitin protein ligase activity; SUMO binding; SUMO-ubiquitin ligase activity
Source: RefSeq, a predicted model, not a curated record
AUGACGAUUUCUUCGAUGAAUGAUCUAAUUUACGUGCGGACGAGGGCAGUUUCGAACAUUGUCAUUAAUCGAAUAUAUGCGGCUGAUGAGAACCCUUCUGGUGAGCAGGAUGGACCUCAGGCUAAAUUGGGGCAUGUCCUUCAGAGACAUGCAUUCUUUUCUAUGGAGGCCAUUGAUGAUGUUGAUGACGACGUUGUUGAAAUUUCUGCAAGGGAUUUUGCCGAGGCUAAAAAAAAUUCUAGAAGAAAUCGCCUGAGGACCAUAGAUGAUCUUAUUGAUGUGCAUUUAGACGAAGAGCAGCCUUCAAAAAAAAUUGUCUUAAGCUGUCCUAUAUGCAUGGGCCCUUUCGUCGAAGAAAUGACGACAAGGUGUGGUCAUAUUUUUUGCAAGAUUUGUAUCAAGAUUGCUAUCAAUGCUCAGGCUAAAUGUCCUAUCUGCAGAAAAAAGACGAAUGUGAAACAACUUAUAAGAGUGUUUCUCCCAACAACUGAUUGA